Tricharina praecox is the source of this 649-nucleotide messenger RNA. Its product is annotated as macrolide-binding protein FKBP12. The transcript has 6 exons. The record is from RefSeq and is a predicted model, not a curated record. Bases 102 to 557 code for a protein of 151 amino acids. Lineage: Eukaryota; Fungi; Ascomycota; Pezizomycetes; Pezizales; Pyronemataceae. Gene Ontology annotation, molecular function: peptidyl-prolyl cis-trans isomerase activity.
UCCCACCCCCCCCCCUCAACCCAACCCAACCCUCGAUUGGUUGCAUCGCGGCUCGUCAUAUAUAUCAUAAAAACCUCAAUCCCCCUCCACCCCCCUCCAAGAUGUUCAGAACCCCCAGUGCUUUCACUCCGAUCCUCCGACUCUCACGCGCAAUUCAUCCAAUCCAACACCAAUUCCACCAGACCAAAAGCUUCACCACCACCCGAGCAGCCAUGGGUUUCACAAAGGAGAUACUCGCCGAGGGCGACAAAGAGAACUUCCCCCAGGAAGGGGACAAAGUCACCAUGCACUACGUCGGAACUCUCGAAGACGGAAAGAAAUUCGACUCCUCUCGCGAUCGCGGAACGCCCUUCGGCACCAUCAUCGGAAGGGGCAAGGUCAUCAGAGGUUGGGAUGAGGGUGUUCCCACUAUGUCCUUGGGCGAAAUAGCCGUACUCAACAUCACUGGUGACUACGGAUAUGCUGAGAAAGGAUUCCCAGGCUUGAUCCCGCCGAAUUCAACACUCAUCUUUGAGAUCGAACUUCUUUCAAUCAAUGACAAGAAGAAGCCGACGUAGGUUUAUGCAGCCUGCGAGGAAGCAUUUCCCACACAGCACACACGCCGCUAACUUGUCCGGUGAACAGCGACACCGAGACCCCGAAGAAAGAU